AUGGCCGAGGACCUGCUCGAGGAUGAGUGGGAGCCUCUGGCUUGUGUGCUGCAGAAAUCGCGCAGCUCCGCUUCAUCCUUGCGCAGCCUGGUUUCUUCAAUGCGUACUCUUUAUCGCCGUCACACUGACAAGAGUUUCACGUCUUCAGAUGCCGAAGAUGAGUCGCUCCAGCGCUACAAGCAGUCGCUUGGACUGGGUGGCGGGAAGGAUCUCUCGGACCCGAACGAUCCCCGGGUGUGCAUCAUCCAGUCACUCACCAUGGAAUCCCCCGGCCGUGAUCCUGUUGUUAUCGAUCUCACGACCCCUGGUAGUCUCGACACCCUCAAGAAGAACCCCUUCAAAAUCAAGGAGGGCGCGACCUUCACAAUGAGCGCCACGUUCAAAGUCCAGCACGAGAUUCUCAGCGGUCUGCACUACGUCCAGGUUAUCAAGCGUAGUGGCAUUCGUAUCCCGCACGGCAAGACGGACGAGAUGAUUGGCAGCUACGCUCCAAAUACCGACAAGCAGCCUGUCUACACCAAGAAAUUCCAAGAAGAGACAGCACCGACCGGGUGGACUGUUCGCGGCACGUACACCGUUAGCUCCAGUUUUGUGGACGAUGACAAGAAGACACAUCUGCAGUUUGACUGGGCCUUUGAGAUUACGAAGGACUGGUAA
Messenger RNA from Canariomyces notabilis, 657 nucleotides. Its product is annotated as E set domain-containing protein. Bases 1 to 657 code for a protein of 218 amino acids. Gene Ontology annotation, biological process: Rho protein signal transduction. Gene Ontology annotation, cellular component: membrane; cytosol; cytoplasm. Lineage: Eukaryota; Fungi; Ascomycota; Sordariomycetes; Sordariales; Chaetomiaceae. The record is from RefSeq and is a predicted model, not a curated record. The transcript has 3 exons. Gene Ontology annotation, molecular function: Rho GDP-dissociation inhibitor activity; protein binding.